AUGAGUUUGCCCCACCUGAUCUCGUCUCUGCUCUUCCCGCAGCCCUGCCCGUACUGCCGCAAGGUGUUCCUCAGCCUCCCCUACCUCCAGGCGCAUGUGGUUCGCAGACACCCCGACCGACCCGCCCCCACCGAAGAGGCACUUCUGGCCCAGUGGGAGCGCACUGCCACCGAGUCGUACCCCUGGGACAACUACAACCAGUGCCCUCACUCCGUACACUCCACCCAGCUGCAGAAGGACAUUCAGGAACUCCGGAGUUUCUUCCAAGUGAACACUGCCAGUACCGAGACUCAAAACAUGGCCCAGCAGUCUGCAGACUUAGAUCUCAAGGGGGGUAUGUCAGAAGGGCAGCAGCCUUCGCAAGAGGGCAUAAGCAGAGAAGAGCUGGUGACCAGGCUAGACCGUCUCCAGCGGAACUGCGACCUGCUCUUCGUCAAGAAUGCAUCGGCCUGCACCGACGGCUGCUUUCACGAUGACGGGCAGGUGACCGCACAAGCCUCGUCUGCGGCAGUGCGCUGUUCCACGGCUGACGUGGGCAUGGCUCCCUGGGGAGACCGGGCUGGCUUGGAGAGGCUGUCCCAACAGCUGCAGCACCAGAAGCAAGAGGUGGGCAGAAUCUUGGCUCAGCAAGAGCGGCUUUUCCUCAAGCGCUUGGAUGCCAUGUCCCAAAACCUUGCCUUACUGUCCAAGGCCAGCAGGACCAUGGAACACAAGCUGUCUCAGAUAGAGGGUCCCCAGGGAGCGCCACAGUUUCUGGGGCCUAGCUUGAAUGGCCGAAUGUCGUGCACUGUUGGUGCCAGGAGGCAAUCCAAGACAGUGCUCCUGAACAGGACCCUCCUAGACAGGACGGACUUCUCUUGUCCCACAAACGGCCCUAUCAGGCCAACCUGGCCCCUACUCGGAGGCCUCCAGAGCAUCGCCCCUCAGGUUUCCUCAGGUGCGAUAGAAAACAAAUGUUAA
Molecule: messenger RNA, 960 nt
Organism: Ixodes scapularis (black-legged tick)
Lineage: Eukaryota; Metazoa; Arthropoda; Arachnida; Ixodida; Ixodidae
Exons: 5
Coding region: 1-960 (319 amino acids)
Source: RefSeq, a predicted model, not a curated record